CAACACUUAACUCUUGGGCCCUUUGAAAACUCGGCCUCCGUUAGCCCCGCCCCCCAAGUCGCAGCCAAACUUACUGUCUCAUUCUCCGGCCAGGCAAACGCUCCGAUUGACCAAUAGGGCUCCUAAAAGGGGCACUCGCCAGGCUGCUCUUUCCUCACCAUGGCAACCGGCGUCCUGUAAACCCUUUCGCUCUUCUGUGCGGAGCGCCAUGGCAGAGUUGGGGCUUAAUGACCACCAUCAGAAUGAAGUGAUCAACUACAUGCGCUUUGCACGCUCCAAGCGUGGCCUUCGCCUCAAGACAGUCGAUUCCUGCUUUCAGGACCUUAAGGACAGCAGGUACCCUGGUGAUAAAAUAACAGGAACACAAUCUCAAAGGUUGGUAGAAGACACGUUUACCAUCGAUGAAGUUACAGACAUACUGGAUGGCUUACAAACCGUGGUACACAGUGAGGUGGAAUCAGAGCUUAUUAACACGGCAUACACCAAUGUGUUACUUCUGCGCCAGAUUUUCUCCCAAGCAGAGAAGUGGUAUCUUAAAUUGCAGACUGACAUUUCUGAGCUGGAAAAUAGGGACUUAUUAGAGCAAAUUGCAGAGUUUGAACAGUCAGAAUUUACAGCUUCAAAUAAGAAACCCAAUCCAGAGCUGGUUAAGCCUAAACUUACUCCAUUGCAUGAUGGGGCAUCAGAACUCCUACAGAAGGAAAUUGCAAGACUUCAAGAAGAAAACGAAAAAUUGAGGAGCAGAUUAAAGAGAAUAGAAGCGCAGGCCACCAGCGCACUGGAUGAAAAAUCAAAGUUAGAGAAAGUUGUGCGAGAUCUAGAGAUUGCUCAGGGAGAUCAAAAGCAUAACACUACACAGGAUCUUAGUGAACUAGAAAGUGGUAUGGCUGAUCUGAAGUACCAGUUAGAAAAGACUCUGAAAGACAGUACUGAAAACCAAAAAUCCCUGGAAGAGAAUCUGGUGUCAACAAAGCAUGACCUUCUUAAGGUUCAAGACCAACUGGCUAUGGCUGAAAAGGAACUGGAAAAGAAGUUUCAGCAAACAGCUGCCUAUCGCAACAUGAAAGAGAUUUUGUCCAAGAAGAACGAGCAGAUAAAGGAGCUAAGAAAGAAGCUUACAAAAUAUGAACCAGAUGAUUAAUAUCAGAAGAACAUCUGCUGUGUAAAAGAACUGCCACGUUGGAAAAGCAGGCCGUUUUGAAAAUAGGUCAUCUGCUUUUGAAUAUGUUACAAGUCAUGCAUUUCAAAAAGUUUGUUUCUAAUUUUCUUUUCUUUUUCUCUCCCUUUUUGGGAAGCAUAUUUUACAUUAGGAAGUCAUAACUGAGAACUGAGAGCCAAAAAAAAAAAAGGACAUAGUCUUAUUUCUGUGUUUCAAGCCUUUUUUAAUAGUUACCUUGUGCAUUGUCUGGAAGAAUAUAAGUGCAGAGAACCUGUAGUAGAGGAACUAUUCUUAUUUUAAUCAAAAUUUUAGAAUUAAAUUUUCAUUCCUUAUAUAUCUGUACAGUGCAGGCCCAAACAAUCUAUUCCAUGCAGUUGACAUGUUUCCUAAAUGUGGUUUAUUUUUGCAGUUACAGUGAUAGCAGGAGGGAAAGGCUGAUUCUGUACAGUAAUAAUAUAAAAUAUUAUCUCAGUAAUUUCCAAUAGAGUUUUAUCACCAAGAGAAAAGUUAUGUGUUUAGGAAGCAGAAAAUUUGGUCUUCCUUGGUUAAUUCACCAGUAAAUAUAUGCAGACUGAAUUUCUUCUGUCUUAACUGGAAGUACUUAAUUUUAUUACAAAUAUUAGACAGGCAUCACAGUGCACUCAGGUACACUUUCCAUUUUAUUUCUCUGGCAUUUGGCUCAGAAUCUAGGUAGACUACACUGAAAUUAAUCAGUUGUGUUUAGCAGGCAUUAUAAACCACACUCUGAAAAUAUUCCAAAUUAAAGGUAAAAAAAUUGUUUGUUCCAAAUCUGUUGACAACAGCCCAGGUGAAACUAAAUGAAAUAAAUGUUUAACAGGAUUUGUGGAAGAUGUUUCUGUGGAAGGACUGUUUCAGUUACAAAGCACUUAUAAAACAUUCUUGUAUUUAUUCUUUUAAGCUUUAUGUUUCUGUUGACCAUUAUUAUAUGUUCAGUGUUUUUAUAAAACAAGUUACUAAGAUUUUAAGGCA
Messenger RNA from Sceloporus undulatus (fence lizard), 2149 nucleotides. RefSeq names its product leucine zipper transcription factor like 1 (gene LZTFL1). The coding region runs from base 209 to 1141 and encodes 310 amino acids. Gene Ontology annotation, cellular component: cytoplasm. The record is from RefSeq and is a predicted model, not a curated record. Lineage: Eukaryota; Metazoa; Chordata; Lepidosauria; Squamata; Phrynosomatidae. The transcript has 10 exons. Gene Ontology annotation, biological process: negative regulation of protein localization to cilium.